Messenger RNA from Merops nubicus (carmine bee-eater), 3327 nucleotides. Its product is annotated as inactive ubiquitin carboxyl-terminal hydrolase 53-like. Bases 1 to 3327 code for a protein of 1108 amino acids. The record is from RefSeq and is a predicted model, not a curated record. Gene Ontology annotation, cellular component: cell-cell junction. Gene Ontology annotation, biological process: protein deubiquitination; sensory perception of sound; response to auditory stimulus. The transcript has 15 exons. Gene Ontology annotation, molecular function: cysteine-type deubiquitinase activity. NCBI's taxonomy places the organism in Eukaryota, Metazoa, Chordata, Aves, Coraciiformes, Meropidae.
AUGGCAUGGGUGAAAUUCUUAAGAAAACCUGGGAGUAACCUUGGAAAAGUUUAUCAACCUGGAAGUAUACUGUCCCUGGCCCCUACAAAAGGUUUAUUAAAUGAACCAGGACAAAACAGCUGCUUUCUUAAUAGUGCUGUUCAGGUAUUAUGGCAACUUGAUAUAUUUCGGCGAAGUUUAAGAGGCUUAACUGGACACGUGUGUCAGGGAGAUGCAUGCAUAUUUUGUGCUUUAAAGGCAAUAUUUUCACAAUUCCAACACAGUCGAGAAAAAGCACUCCCAUCGGAUAAUAUGAGACAUGCCCUGGCAGAAAGCUUUAAGGAUGAGCAGCGUUUUCAGCUUGGGUUCAUGGACGACGCAGCGGAAUGCUUUGAAAAUAUCCUUGAGAGGAUUCACUUUCACUUGGUGCCAAACAGUGAAACAGACAUGUGCACUUCAAAAUCCUGUAUUUCUCAUCAGAAGUUUGCUAUGACACUGUAUGAACAGUGUGUAUGUCGCAGCUGUGGAGCAUCGUCGGACCCGUUGCCUUUUACAGAAUUCGUGCGUUAUAUUUCUACCACAGCCCUGUGUAAUGAAGUAGAAAGAAUGAUGGAGAGGCAUGAACGUCUCAAGCCGGAAAUGUUUGCAGAACUACUACAAGCAGCAAAUACUGCUGAUGACUACAGAAAGUGUCCUAGUAACUGUGGUCAAAAAAUAAAAAUUCGUCGUGUUCUUAUGAAUUGUCCUGAGAUUGUCACAAUCGGUUUAGUCUGGGAUUCGGAACACUCUGACCUGACAGAAGAAGUUAUGCGGAAUCUGGCAACACAGCUCUAUCUUCCUGGGCUGUUUUAUAGGGUAACAGAUGAAAAUGCCAAAAACAGUGAACUGUUUCUUGUGGGAAUGAUUUGCUACACAAGCCGACAUUAUUGUGCCUUUGCCUUUCACACCAAGAGUUGCAAAUGGGUGCUGUUUGAUGAUGCUAAUGUAAAAGAGAUUGGAACAAAAUGGAAAGAUGUGGUCUCCAGGUGCAUUCGCUGUCACUUUCAGCCAUUGUUGUUAUUUUAUGCUAACCCAGAUGGCACGGCUGUAUCUCCAGAAGAUGCUCCAAAGCAGAUUAUUCACUGGUCUCAGUGCAAAGCAGCAGGAGGAAAUGGGGAAGACUUGGGAUUUGAAAGGCAUUCUGCUGCUAAAUCAGACCACAUGAAAGAGAAUAGAAUUGGAGAUCCCACUAAUCAAAGGAGUAAUAAAAAACUUCAGCCAGAUAAUUUGGCAUUCAGCAGAAGCCAUAUUCAAGCCAGUGGUGGCAAAGGUCCAGCUAAAUUGGGUUCCAGCGAUCAAAAGGACAGGCUGAAGGACAUAUCCAGAGAGUGCGCCCAGAAAGCUGCUGAUAUGAGAAGCUUCUCAUCUUUACGGAAAGAGGCAGACAGAGGACCAAUAAAAGAGUCUGGAAGACAAAGAGAUUUGACUGGAGAAGAUCGUCCCAAUGUGAAAUCGGGAUCUCCUCCAGUUGGAAAUGGAUUUAGACAUUGUGCUGACCAGAGAAUAUACAGCAGCCAGGGAAAAGGCCCCUAUAAACAUGACAAUGCAGCUCACCAAGCAAAGCUCUCUGUACCAGUGCUUGGACCAAACAGAACAGAAGCUUUUCCUUCUGGGGAGAAACCAGUGAUCAGGACCCGGACUGAUGGUGUCACUGGCUACGAUACAGACACCAGUCAAGACUCUAGGGACAAAGGAAGUAUCAGCAGCAGAAGCAGAAGUAAAGGUUGGAAACCUAUGCGAGAAACACUAAAUGUAGACAGCAUUUUUAGUGAGAAUGAGAAAAAAGAGCAUAGCCCAAAGCACAAGGCAAAUCCAAACAGUAAAUCUAAGCAUGAAAAGGAGCGAAGCUUUAGCCAUUGGCCAAAAGAGAACCAAAUCCAGAAAGGUUUAAUGACUAUAUAUGAAGAUGAAACGAAACAGGAUACAGGAAGUCGAAGUUCACUGGAUUCAGAGGGAAAAGGGAAUGUUGAAAAAAGCAAAGGGUUUGCAGAGAGAAAAAUCCAUGGUGAUAACUGGCAGAUACAGAGGACUGAAUCUGGAUAUGAAAGCAGUGAUCAUAUCAGCAAUGGAUCAGCAAAUCCAGACUCACCUGUUAUUGAAGGAACCAAUUCAGCAGAUGUCAAGAAUGUUAAAGAAAGUGCUUCUUGCAGUGAACAGAACUUGUCAUCCAAAAAAGCUGACAGUGUGUUACACUCAGUAUCCCAGCAGAACAGAAACAUCUAUGACUUCAGGAAAGACCAGAUCAGUUCAGAAAUUAACUACAGACCUCAUGUUACUUUCCCGACAGAAGUACAAUUGCAGGUACCCAGUCCUCCAGUAAAGAGAGUUGAAAUGCCCGAGACCACUAGGAAGCUUCUCCCAUCAUCAGCUCUACAGCCAGUCCUUAAAGAGAUUAUUAAGUCAGAAAGUAGGAGCAAGGCACAUGAACAGAAUUCAUCAGAGUGGCUUAAUCCAGACAAGUUUGAGAAGGUGAAUGUGUCAGUAUAUAGUGCCGAGGGUGUAUCCCACCCCUAUGCAGAAAACGCCUGUGGAAGGAAGCUGACCAGCAGUGACUUGCACUCCUCUUCCAGGCCCCAGUCUCAUCACAUGAGAACGUUUGGUCCCAAGGUGGGGUUGUCCCCUUGUGCACCACAGAACCCAUCAGAAAGGCCUGUGGUGCUUCUGCCCCCCGCUGAGCAUGCCGGGCACCCGCCCCGAAGGGCGGAUGCUCUUUGGGUGCCUGAAGCAGCCUACCAGAACCUUCCUCCCCCGUUACCACCGAAGAAGUACGCCCUGCACGCUCUGCCCGGCGCAGAAGGUACCGCGGCAGCCGAUACGAGACCGCCAGAGGUGUUGCCCAGCAACCCCCUGAGGCAGGCAGGUCUCCCUGCCAGACCUGCGCCAGAGGCAGGCGUGCUCACCGACGAACAGAGGCCGAAGGAGCCGUUUCAAGGGAACGAGCUGUUUGCUCACAAACCAGAGUCUUCACCUCGUGUAUCAGUUAAUGACUUUUGGACUGUGUCUGAAAACUUUUUAAAGAAAGGAUCUCGUCCCAUGGGACCAAGGGCUGGCUAUGUGGAUGGAAAUGAUAGUGUAUCCCUAACGACUUAUUUUUCAGUAGAUAGUUGUAUGACUGACACAUACAGGAUGAAGUAUCAUCAGAGACCCAAGCUGUAUUUUACAGACAGUGGAAGCUUUCACAAAGAAAAACAUCCUCCACCAGCUGGAGUAGAACUGAAUGCUACAUACCAUGCUACUCUUGAGCCCAGGCAUCCCACGUCUGAGCAAAGGUACAAGGCAAAUAUAGAAGGCAUCCACUGCAGUAGAUAG